This is a messenger RNA of Pipistrellus nathusii (Nathusius's pipistrelle), 1581 nucleotides long. The record is from the annotation of a GenBank genome assembly. NCBI's taxonomy places the organism in Eukaryota, Metazoa, Chordata, Mammalia, Chiroptera, Vespertilionidae.
AUGGCGGCGCUCGGUGUGGCGACGAGUGGUGGCAAUUGGUUUUCGGCUUUGGCGCUCGGGGUGACUCUCCUCAAAUGCCUUCUCAUCCCCACCUAUCAUUCCACAGAUUUUGAAGUACACCGAAACUGGCUAGCUAUCACUCACAGUUUACCAGUAUCACAGUGGUAUUAUGAGGAAACUUCAGAGUGGACCUUAGAUUACCCACCUUUUUUUGCAUGGUUUGAGUAUGCUUUGUCUCAUGUUGCCAAAUAUUUUGAUCAAGAGAUGCUGAAUGUACAGAAUCUGAAUUAUGCCAGCUCAAAGACCUUACUUUUCCAGAGAUUUUCUGUCAUCUUUACAGAUAUACUCUUUGUGUAUGCUGUGCAUGAGUGCUGUAAAUGCGUUGAUGGGAAAAAAUCAGGUAAAGAACUUACAGAGAAGCCAAAGUUUAUUCUGUCAGUGUUACUGCUGUGGAACUUUGGGCUGUUAAUUGUGGACCAUAUCCAUUUCCAAUACAAUGGUUUUUUAAUGGGAUUAAUGCUACUUUCCAUUGCACGAUUAUUUCAGAAAAGGCAUAUGGAAGGAGCACUUCUCUUUGCUGUUCUCCUACAUUUCAAGCACAUUUACCUCUACGUAGCACCAGCUUAUGGUAUAUAUCUGCUACGAUCUUACUGCUUCACUGCAAAUAAACCAGAUGGGUCUGUCCGAUGGAACAGUUUCAGCUUCUUCCGCCUUAUUUCCCUGGGACUGAUUGUUUUUCUAGUUUCUGCCCUUUCAUUGGGUCCUUUUCUAGCCUUGAGCCAGCUGCCUCAAGUCUUUUCCCGACUUUUUCCUUUCAAGCGGGGCCUCUGCCAUGCAUAUUGGGCUCCAAACUUCUGGGCUUUGUACAAUGCUUUGGACAAAGUGCUGUCCGUCAUAGGUUUAAAAUUGAAACUUCUUGAUCCCAACAAGAUUCCUAAGGCCUCAAUGACGAGUGGUUUGGUUCAGCAGUUCGAGCACACAGUCCUUCCUUCAGUGACUCCCUUGGCCACCCUCAUCUGUACUCUGGUUGCCAUAUUGCCCUCUAUUUUCUGUCUUUGGUUUAAACCCCAAGGGCCCAAAGGCUUUCUCCGGUGUCUGAUCCUUUGUGCUUUGAGCUCCUUUAUGUUUGGAUGGCAUGUCCAUGAGAAAGCCAUACUUCUAGCAAUUCUCCCAAUGAGCCUUCUGUCUGUGGGAAAAGCAGGUGAUGCUUCAAUUUUUCUGAUUCUGACUACAACAGGACAUUAUUCUCUCUUCCCUCUGCUCUUCACUGCACCAGAACUUCCCAUUAAAAUCCUACUCAUGUUACUAUUUACCAUCUAUAGUAUUUCCUCACUGAAGACUCUAUUCAGGAAAGAAAAGCCUCUUUUUAAUUGGAUGGAAACUUUCUACCUCCUUGGCCUAGGGCCUCUGGAAGUCGUCUGUGAAUUUGUGUUCCCUUUCACCUCCUGGAAGCUGAAGUACUCCUUUCUUCCUUUGUUACUGACCUCAGCGUAUUGUGCAGUGGGCAUCACAUAUGCUUGGUUCAAACUGUAUGUUUCAGUGUUGACUGACCCUCCUGUCAGCAAGACAAAGAAGCAAUGA